Sabethes cyaneus is the source of this 523-nucleotide messenger RNA. RefSeq names its product complex III assembly factor LYRM7. Bases 62 to 415 code for a protein of 117 amino acids. The transcript is spliced from 4 exons. The record is from RefSeq and is a predicted model, not a curated record. Lineage: Eukaryota; Metazoa; Arthropoda; Insecta; Diptera; Culicidae. Gene Ontology annotation, biological process: mitochondrial respiratory chain complex III assembly.
GUCAAACAAAUUUUAGUUUUCAAUAACAGUUCGUGAGGAUAUUUUUAGGAACCAAAAAACAAUGAGCGCAUUGCGGAAAGAGGCUUUGAAGCUGUACAAAACACUGCAACGCACCAAGGAUCAAGUUUUCAAGGGAGAUCGCAGAACCAUCGAAGCCGCUCGGCAACGAAUACGGGAAGAGUUUGUAAAAAACAAGGAUCUGCAAAGCGAGAAGGAUAUCCGAGAGAAAUUGAAGAUUGCCCAAGAUGUAGACGUAGAACUACGCAGCACAGUGGUGCAAGCCGUGAAGGUCGAUGAGAACCUCUAUCAAGCCAAAAUCACUGGAGAUACUAAAAAGCUGGACAAUGUUAUGUUUGACCCGAAUGCAAAGCUUCCUCCACCAAGAAGUAAAAAAUGCAGUGAUAGAGGAAAAUAGUAAAUUAUAAAUCUAGUCGAAAUUGUAUAUAGAUAAUUAGUAUAAAAGAUUGUUAAAACUUGUGCUUCAUUGUCUCGUUAUGAUUUUAAUGUAAGCGUUGAUUUCUAA